CUGCGGUCGGGCUGGGUGAACUUCUGACUGGCAGGGGCGAGGGGCGUGCACUUGGUGGGCCAUGGCGCGCGGGGCCGGAGCCCCAGACUAGCGCUCUUGAGGUGUCGGGGUCCCGCGCGCACUUCUCCGGGGCCCUGCUGUUGGGCGUGCGGGAUCCCGGCCGCCAUGGGGCGGCUCGGGCUCUUCGUCCUGGUACUGCUGGCGUCGGAGCUGGAGAUGGUUGGUACAGUCGAGGCCGUCGGGAACUCCAGCGAGGGUCUUCUUGAGUUUUCUAUGGGAAGAUUUAGCUACUUUGAGCUCAGCAGGCCCUUUCCAAAGGAAGGUAUUCUGCGUCAUAUUUCCAGCAAUGUGACUUUUCUUAUUUUUCAAAUACAUUCACAGUAUCAGAAUACAACUAUUUCCUUUUCUACGACUCUCCUUCCCAAUUCCUCAGGCACAGGUACUGACAAAGGACUGGUUUUCAUUCUUAAACCAGAGCAAAGUGUGUGCACUUGGCAUUUGGAGACUCUCGAUGCUGAGCCUGUCCAAAAUGUCGCCGUUCCACUGUCCUAUUCAGAGAGAGAUCCUAUCCCUGGAGGCUGCAAUCUGGAGUUUGAUUUAGAUAUCGAUCCCAACAUUUAUCUGGAGUAUAAUUUCUUUGAAACAAAGAUUAAAUUUGCCCCGGCAAACCUAGGCUAUGCAAGAGGUGCAGAUCCUCCACUGUGUGACGUUGGGAUGGGCCCGGACUCUCGCUGGAGGUUACAGUAUGAUGUCUUCCAGUACUUUCUGCCUGAGAAUGACCUCACGCAGGAGGGCUUGCUACAACAUCUGCAGAAGAUGGCCACAGUGCCUGAGGUGACUGCCAGUGCUGUCAAGGUGGCUACGCUAACAGCUAAUGACAAGACAAGUGUUUCCUUCUCCUCCCUGUGGGCCCAAGGUGUUAUUUAUAAUGUCAUAGUCUGGGACCCACUUCUAAAUACAUCUGCUGCUUAUGUUCCUGUGCACACAUAUGCCUGCAGUUUUGUGACUUCAGAGGGGAACUGUUCUUCCCUUGGAAGAGUGUCUACCAAAGUAUUCUUCACUCUUCUUGGCCUGCUUGGUCUCUUCAUUUGUUUUUUUGGACACAGAUUCUGGAAAACAGAAUUAUUCUUCAUGGGCUUUAUCAUCGUGGGAUUCUUCUUUUAUAUCCUGAUUACAAGACUGACUCCUAUUGACUAUGAUGUUCGUCUGAUCCUGACGGCGGUGGCUGGCAGCAUUGGUGGAAUUUGCCUGGUGGCUUCCUGGUGGCGUUUUGGCAUCCUCCUGCCUUGCAUGCUGUGUGUGGGGCUAGUGCUGGGCUUCCUGACGUCCUCGGUGAUCCUCUUCACUCCACUGGGAAACCUGAAGAUUUUUCGUGAUGACAGUGUGUUCUGGGUGACUUUCUCUUGUAUAGCUGUCCUCAUUCCUGUAGUUUUUAUGGGUUGCCUAAGAGUCCUGAACAUACUGGCCUGUGGACUCAUCGGUUCCCAUUCGGUGAUCUUGGCCUUUGACAGUUACAUGUACACCAGCUUUUCUUACAUUACUUUGAACGUGCUCAGGAGAGCUCUCCACCCGGAUUUCAACAAAGCUUUUACAAAUGUGCCUUUUCAAACCAAUGAUUGUAUUCUGCUGGCAGUGUGGGGGAUGCUGGCUAUGAGUGGGAUUACAUUACAGAUUCGCAGAGAACGGGGACAGCCUGUUUUUCCUCCCCACCCAUACAAGUUAUGGAAGCGAGAAAGGGAACGCAGAGCGACCAACAUUCUGGACCCCAGCUACCACAUUCCUCCUUUUCGAGAGAGGCUCUACGGUCGGUUAACCCAGAUCAAAGAGCUCUUCCAGAAGGAACAGCCUGCUGGAGAAAGAACACCCUUGCUGCUUUAGGUGCCAUGGGGUGUGGCGAGUGUGAUGUGGAAGAACACCCCAAGUACUGCCUCUAAUGAGUAUCAUGCCCAGUAGCUUUGGUAACUCCCAGUGCCACCUGAGAAGAUACCAGGCUCGCAAGCUGUGCUGUGCAUACUAGCACUAGGUCUUGAUGGACAUGUGCUAAGGGUCCACCAGGGUCAUCAGGAGAAUUCUGAGUGAGACAGAAAAAUGGCCCAGAAAUUUAUGGUAGAGAGGGUUUUCCUUUUUUCCAAACAUUUGAGAAAUUUCCUUUUGGUUUACAAGUACAUAAUCCACUUACUCCAUUAAAUAGAUACACAAUAAUAAUGAUUUUCCUGUAAGGCCCUGGUGUUUCUGUAGCUCUGUGAACAAGUCUCUAAACCUGUGGCAUUGGGAGCCAGAAAGUGGUUUUAAGUGUUAUUAUAGCUUUAUUUGUCACUCUGUUUUUGGGUGUAGAAGUUUGAUAACCAGACCACUGAACUAACACAAAAAGAGAACAUUGUCUUACUAAAAUGCAGUCUGAGUACUAACUUAUAUGUCUUUUUUUAGUAUCAUCAUCAAAAAGUUGUUCUUUUAUCCUUUGGUGGUUUUUAAUUGUGGUAUAAUACACAUAAAACUUGCCACAUCAAUAAUUUUUAAGUGUACAGUCCAGCAGGCACCCUGUUUCUUUGUUCCUUAGAAUGGUAAAUAGUUGUUAUUCUAGAUGUUUGAAGAGGCCUGCUUUUAUAGAUAAUAGAAUUUUACAGGAUUUAUUUAUAUUCCACACAAUGACCUCUGUUCGUAGUAUACUAUCACAGAUUUUAAAAACAGUGUAGCCAACUAGAUGCUAAACUAGAUUAGAUCACGUGUGGAUUAUUCUGGUUCUGGGAAACAAACUGAUGCCUAUUUUUAUACAUAUUAACAAGGAAACCUUUAAAAAAUUGUAUUUCCUAGUUCUUUCUGCCACAUUGGCAUUAAUUGUUAUUAGCAUUGAUGUACAGGUUUUUGAAAACAUCUCUUUGUAAAGCCUUUCUACCAUCUCUAAAACAGUGAGAAGAGGGUCACAAAGGAUUAAGGUGUUUCAGAGCUCUUCUCAUAGGAAUUUGGAUUGUAGGAGGUGCGCUCAGUUUUGACCCCCUUACCUGGGCACUGCGGUACGCUACAUUCUCCUUUUGGAGCCCUCGGAACUGUCCGCUCCUGUGGAGUCUCCCCUUGGACUUUCCGGCUGGUGAUGGACAUGUCCAAGUGAUACUAAGGCUGGUUCUGCUUGUUAUAUCCCACUCAUGAGUUAACCACUAUUUAAAUGCUGCUGGUUUUAAGGGUUUUUCAAAGUAUAGUCCAUUUUUGAAGCUUUAAGUAACUGGAACCUUUUUGCCUUGUUGGUAAAAAGUGUGGGUAGGGCCUCCCUGGUGGUGCAGGAGUUAAAAAGUCUCAGCUCUAUUAAACUAUCCCCAGCCACUGCCCCAU
This is a messenger RNA of Condylura cristata (star-nosed mole), 3324 nucleotides long. RefSeq names its product transmembrane 7 superfamily member 3 (gene TM7SF3). The coding region runs from base 166 to 1878 and encodes 570 amino acids. The record is from RefSeq and is a predicted model, not a curated record. The transcript is spliced from 12 exons. NCBI's taxonomy places the organism in Eukaryota, Metazoa, Chordata, Mammalia, Eulipotyphla, Talpidae.